UUUUGCGGUAGAAUAUUUCUAUAGGUCCUAGUUUAUAUUGACUACCGGUUUAAUUGCUGUAGCUGUAGGCCGAAGCCAAGGCUAUAUAUCUCGGCAUGAGUACUACUCCGAGCCGUCGUCCAGCCGACCGUCGCCUCCGGUGGUCUCUUACGAGGGAUCUCUCGGGAUCGAGUGAUGAUGACUCUUCUUCAAGUUGUUUGUACCUGGUUGUGAAUGGGUCGAAAGCACGAUCAAAGAGAACCAAGGCAACCUACGACCACCUUUCUGGGCUUCAGCGAAGGGAGGAUAAGGUGCUGUUCACCAUGGCUAGUGGUAAGAAGGUGUGGAUGAAUGCCAAUGACAUGGAUGCUGAUGCUGUCAGUCAAGAGUUCGAUAUCACGACCAUAGAGGAUUUGGAAACCCAAGUCCAACCUCUCCUUUCAUCAACCCCAAAGACGCGACCAAGCCAGAGGAAAAGACAAAGAGUUCCAAAUGAACCCAGGACAAAUCAAAGCUGCAAAGGUGUUGUUGAGGUUCCCAUUUCAAAGAUUACUCUAGGAAACCCUAUUAGAAUGCUCAUUAAGUGCAGCAUGAACAGGGUGGAAGCAUAUAAGCAGGCCUUGUUGGACAACCCAACUAUGAACAUUCCAAUCCUGCCUGUAAUGACAGAAGAUGAAGCAUGGGAGGAGGAAACUGCAGAAGAGUCUCAAUACAUGCUCCUCGGUGGCUGCAAUCUCCUCACCGCAAUCAUCGACCUGGCAGGGGAUGACAAAUUUGCACAUUUGAGAAGAUGUAAAGUUAGAGUACAUGGAUCUCUAUCCAUGGGAGAUGCCCUCCACAUAGGUGCCCUGUUCCAGCAGGAACAGGGACUUCUUGUUGAUGAGGCUCCAACCCUCCAAGCCAAGGUGGCAGUAUGUAGACGUUUGCUAUAUAGCAUACAUGAGCUUGAUGAGGACGCUGAUGAACCACCAGCCACUGUCCAAGAUACUUGGAGGAAAAGGGCAGCAGCGGCAUUGGGUUGCUUGUCCUCCAACCCUAAGGAUCGAAAGAAAUUGGAAACAACGUUCCAGCUAGCUCUGUACAGUCGGAGGUGCUAUGCGAAACUGGAAAGGCUGUUCGAGCUACAUGAAGAAAAGCAUGGGAAAGCUCUGAAGCAAACUGUCUUCAUGCAUCUUCAAGGACUGAAAGAAGAGGAGAAAUAUGAGCUACUCACCAAGGUGGUGAAUGGAGAAAUUCAUUUGGACAGCAUGAAAUCAAGGGCUAAAUUUCAGAAAGGACUUCACACAGUGCAGCGUGAGUUCCAGCUGCUCACUAAAAAAAGGACUUGGGAUGAAUGUAAGAGGGCAUACCCUGAAUAUACCACAGAUUCUGCCUUAGGCCAGUUUAUUGGCAUGAACUUCAAAAAGUCUAUACCAAGAGAAUUCUUUAAUUUUGUACAAGAGGUAAUGGACUCACCAAGUGGCACAACCACCUCAUCGAGUUUAAGACGAUGUCCUGUCUCCCUUACUAUCCUUGAAGUGGAUGGAACAACUGGAAUAAAAAAAGUGGCUGGGGACUUGAAAGAAGGGACAACAAAUGUGGUUGUGAUUUCAGAUGGGAUCAUGGUGGCAUCUAGAUGGCAGGAGGCAUUGGAGCGAGAGGGAUUCUCAAUGUGUCGAGAAAGUGUGAUUGUUGGAGAUAAUAAAGCUCGCUAUGUGAUUGCAGGAACAACUGCAAAUUUGAGUCGUGGGCUGGGCAAUAUUCUACCAGAGGCAACUGCAUUCCAUACCAUUUUGACAGCAUUUUCGGAUGCACAAGACAGUAUUGCACUCGCUGUACAGGAUUAUGAUGCAGUUGAGGAAGAUGCAUUGAGCCUGAAUCGAAUUGCGAGAAACUUAACCAUUUGUGGAAGGAGUUCUGGGAGUUCUGGAAGUUCAGGAAGUGAGUACGACUUCUCAGAAGCUGAGUCAGCAGAUUGAACAUGAGCAGCUAGAAUAUCAAUCACUGUAUAAGGAAGCGUUACUGUUAUUAAGUAGUGCUAGGUUAGUGUUUUAUGAUUAUGUUGAUAAAUCGCGGUAAGACUUACGUAUUGUCGAUUAUGAAAAGUUCAUGACUAUUGAACAAAAAUGCAGCUCUGUUGCUUUAAACCAAUUCAAGUUGUAACCCAAAUGCCUACUUUCAUGAAAAAGCAUGGAUGAAGGCCUUUAUUUUCCACUUCCCUGCUCUCACGGAUUCGCAACUCAUGAACUUAUGUAAUGAAUUUCAGACUGGGCUGUACAUUGUGUUUUUUGCGGGCGAUAAUCAACUAAUCUUAAAUCAAUUAGCAAUACUGGAAAGACUCUCGUGAUGUAGUUUUCAUGUGUAUAUUUAUUACAGCUAUCCCCAGAGCAAUGAGAUGUAAUUAAAGCAUCUUGGUGAUCAAUCUUGUAUGUAUUUGAUUAUUUAUAACUUGUUAUAAUUAUCCACAUUCAGUUGAAUGGUGUCAUUGUUUUGAUAUAACAGUUACAAUAUUCAGUCAGUUAUUGGUAUUACUUGUCAUUAGAUGUAUUCAAGGCAAUAAGUGGUUGAAAGAGGGGAGAUAAAACAUGUUCAUAAUAUCAAUUCUUGCUACCCUUGUAAUCUGUACCCUUUUAUAUCAAGAAUGCCUGAAAACAUGAAUUAUACAGCUAUUAUAUGGUUUUCUAUUUUUAGACAUUCAUGUACAUGUAUGAGUUUUUUAUGACACUAAAUUUUCCUCUUAGCUGAUAAUGAUGUCUUAAUUAAUUAAUAAUUAUAAUUCACUAAUUAACAUCUAUGUGCACUAUAUAAACCUUUGUUACUUUAUAUUGAAAGUGCCUUAAAAAUGAACGAUACAGCUAUCCUAUGGUUUUCUAUGAGUAGUUCAUUUAUGACAUUAUUUUUCCCUUUGAAUCAAUGUAGGCAUUAUAAUUAUCACAAUGCAAUAAUUAACAUAAACAUGCAAUAUAUAAAAUUUUAUGUUAUUGUAUUGCCUAAAACCACUUGAAAAAAAUAAUAAAACAGCUCUUCUAAAGUUUUUCAUGACAACAAAUUUAUUAUUUUAUGAUUCUUUUUUUCAUUGUUUAAUCAAUGUUAUAGUUUAAAUGAGCACAAUUAGCAUUAUGUACUAUUUAGCAAAAUUAUGUUUAAUGAACCGAAAAAGCCUGUAAAUAUGAAUAAUUAAUAUUUUAUACAGAUUUCUAUGACUUUGUUCCUGCAGUUCCCAUAGCUGGAGCUGGGAACCUAACUUUAUCUCAAUGCAAUGACAGAGAAAUGUAUGUAUUUCACCUAUAUGUUUACCACAAACCAUAAUAUAAUAAAGAUAUCUAUAUAAUGCGCAUAGAUGUUAAUUUGUGUAUAAUAAUAAUUAUUCAAUUCUUGCUACCCUCUGUACGCUUUUUAUUGAGACUUUGAAUAUUAUGGCAAAAACACUUUUAUGUGAAAGCAAUAUUUCACUUCAGCAGUAAAUUUGGGUAAAAAUGGGUACAAUCUGCUUGAUGUGUGGCAGACACACUGUAAGCCCCCUAAAGUCCUUUUGAACUAUUCUGUAAAAUGUAAUGGGCAUACAAUUCUUGGUAGCCACAAUUCAUGGCCCUGGUAUGAAUUGGUCUGAAGCACUUCAAGAUUUUCCUAGGGGUGUUGCAUGUUGUAUUCUCCAUAGGCAGCACCCCUGUUCCUAGGGCCCUGCCACAAUUAUACUGAUAUUUGGAUUACUUUGUUUGAUUUACAACCACAUCUUUUGACUGUAUUGGUAUAAAAUGCUACCUCUAUAUAUUAAUUUUAUUUACUAUUUAUGGUUACUCUGGUAAGAUAAUAGCAUUUGUAUAACGUCUUUGUAAAAUAUUGUACAAGCAAUUACACUUAUUUGGAUCAUACUAUCUGAAACUGUGUUAUCCUUUGGAGAAUGUUAUCCGAAGCCUGUUUCCAUUCCGAUUAUAUUAUUUGAAGCUGUUUCUAUUCGGAUAAUGUUAUCUGAAGUUGUUUUCUAUUGGAACAAUGUCCGAAGCCAUGUUUCUAUUCGGAUAAUAUCCGAAGCUGUGUCUCUAUUCAGAUAAUAUUAUCCGAAGCUUUGUUUCCAUUCAGAUAAUCUUAUCCGAAGCCGUGUUUCUAUUCAGAUAAUGUUAUCCAAAGCUUUGUUUUUCAUUCGGAUAAUCUUAUCCGAAGCCGUGUUUCUAUUCGGACAAUAUUAUCUGAAGCUAUGUUACCUUUGGAUGAUAUUAUCUGAAUCUGUGUUUCUAUUCGGAUAAUCUUAUCCGAAGCUGUGUUUCUAUUCGGACAAUAUUAUCUGAAGCUAUGUUACCUUUGGAUAAUAUUAUCUGAAUCUGUGUUUCUAUUCGGAUAAUAUUAUCCAAAGCCUGUUUUAUCUAUUCAGAUAAUAUUAUCUGAAGCUGUGUUUCCGUUCGGAUAAUGUUAUCCAAAGCUGUGUUUCUAUUCGGAUAAUAUUAUCUGAAGCUAUGUUUCCGUUCGGAUAAUGUUAUCCAAAGCUGUGUUUCUAUUCGGAUAAUAUUAUCUGAAGCUAUGUUUCUAUUCAGACAAUAUUAUCUGAGGCCGUGUUUCCAUUCAGAUAAUAUUUUCCAAAGCUGUGUUUCUAUUCGGAUAAUAUUAUCUAAAGCUGUGUUUCUAUUCGGACAAUAUUAUUUGAAGCUGUGUUUCCAUUCGGAUAAUGUUAUCCAAAGCUGUGUUUCUAUUCGGAUAAUCUUAUCCGAAGCUGUGUUACUAUUCGGACAAUAUUAUCUGAAGCUAUGUUACCUUUGGAUAAUAUUAUCUGAAUCUGUGUUUUUAUUCGGACAAUCUUAUCCGAAGCUGUGUUUAUAUUUGGACAAUAUUAUCUGAAGCUAUGUUACCUUUGGAUAAUAUUAUCUGAAUCUGUGUUUCUAUUCGGAUAAUAUUAUCCAAAGCCUGUUUUAUCUAUUCAGAUAAUAUCUGAAGCUGUGUUUCCGUUCGGAUAAUGUUAUCCGAAGCUGUGUUUCUAUUUGGACAAUAUUAUCUGAAGCUAUGUUACCUUUGGAUAAUAUUAUCUGAAUCUGUGUUUCUAUUCGGAUAAUAUUAUCCAAAGCUGUGUUUCUAUUCGGAUAAUAUUAUCUGAGGCCGUGUUUCCAUUCGGAUAAUAUUAUCCAAAGCUGUGUUUCCAUUUGGAUAAUGUUAUCCGAAGCCGUAUUCCUAUUCGGAUGUUAUCCGAAGCAGUGUUUCUAUUUGGAAAUUAUUAUCCGAAACUGCGUUUCCAUUCGGAUUAUCUUAUCUGAAGCCUGUGUCUAUUCAGAUAAUAUUAUCCGAAGCUGUGUUUCUAUUCAGAUAAUGUUACCCGAAGCCGUGUUUCUAUUCGGAUAAUAUUAUCUGAAGCUGUGUUUCUAUUCGGACAAUAUUGUCUGAAACCGUGUUUCCAUUCGGAUAAUAUUAUCCGAAACUGUUUCUAUUCGGAUAAUAUUAUCCAAAGCUGUGUUUUUAUUUGGAUAAUAUUAUCCGAAACUGUGCUUCUAUUCGGAUAAUUUUAUCCAAAGCUGUAUUUCUGUUCAGACAAUACCAUCCGAAGCUGUGUUACCAUUUAGAUAAUAUUAUCCAAAGCUGUGUUUUUAUUUGGAUAAUCUUAUCGGAAGCCUGUUCUUUCUAUUCAGGUAAUAUUAUCUGAAGCUGUGUUUCCGUUCGGAUAAUCUUAUCCGAAGUCUCGUUUCUAUUCGGAUAAUAUUAUCCAAAGCUGUGUUUUUACUCGGAUAAUGUUGCCCGAAGCUGUGUUUCUAUUCGGAUAAUGUUAUCCGAAGCUGUGUUUCUAUUCGGACAAUAUUAUCUGAAGCUGUGUUACCUUUGGAUAAUAUUAUCGGAAGCUGUGUUUCUAUUCGGACAAUAUUAUCUGAAACUGUGAUUCCAUUCGGAUAAUGUUAUCCAAAGCUGUGUUUCUAUUCGUAUAAUCUUAUCCGAAGCUGUGUUUCUAUUCGGACAAUAUUAUCUGAAGCUGUGUUAACUUUGGAUAAUAUUAUCUGAAGCUGUGUUUCCGUUCAGAUAAUCUUAUCCAAAGUCACGUUUUCUUCGGACACUGUUACCCGAAGCUGUGUUUCUAUUCGGAUGAUCCUAUCCGAAGCCUGUGUCUAUUCAGAUAAUAUUGUCCGAAUCUGUGUUUUAUCUUUAGAUAAUAUUGUCCGAAUGAAAAUAAUUUUAUGAUAUUAUGCAAAGGUCAACCACUUUGUAUUAUGUGUCAUUUUUUGUUUUACAUUGUGAUGUUCUGCAUAAUGUUAUUAAAUAGUCCCUUACCUUCU
Molecule: messenger RNA, 6203 nt
Organism: Lytechinus pictus (painted urchin)
Lineage: Eukaryota; Metazoa; Echinodermata; Echinoidea; Temnopleuroida; Toxopneustidae
Exons: 10
Coding region: 96-1937 (613 amino acids)
Source: RefSeq, a predicted model, not a curated record